Closterium sp. Yama58-4 is the source of this 2916-nucleotide messenger RNA. The record is from the annotation of a GenBank genome assembly. NCBI's taxonomy places the organism in Eukaryota, Viridiplantae, Streptophyta, Zygnematophyceae, Desmidiales, Closteriaceae.
AUGUCGUCAAUCUACAAGGCAUUCGACCGUACGGUUCGAGACCUCAAGCGUGAGGUCAACAAGAAUGUGCUCAAGGUGCCUGAUGCCGAGCGCAAGGCGCUGGACGCGACGACCAACGAGCCGUGGGGGCCUCACGGCCAGCUGCUCGUGGACCUCGCGCGGGCGUCGCACAACCCGAUCGAGUACUCCUUGGUCAUGAACGUACUGUGGAAGCGCUGCCAGGAUGUUGGCAAGGACUGGCGCCACGUGUACAAGUCGCUGGUGGUGAUGGAGUAUCUGGUGGCGCAUGGCACAGAGCGCGUUGUCAGAGACCUCCGCGACCGUUCUGCCUUCAUCCAGAGUCUGGGCGAUUUCCAGUACAUAGACAGCGCGGGCAAGGACCAGGGCCUCAACGUGCGCACCAAGGCGCAGGCGCUGCUCGCCCUGCUGCGCGACUCCGCUCGCAUUGCUGAGCUCAGGGACCGUGCUGCUGCCACCCGUAACAGGUGCGUGCUGCUCUGCUGCCACCCGCAACAGGUGCGUGCUGCUCUGCUGCCACCUGCAACAGGUGCGUGCUGCUCUGCUGCCACCCGCAACAGGUGCGUGCUGCUCUGCUGCCACCCGCAACAGGUGCGUGCUGCUCUGCUGCCACCCGCAACAGGUGCGUGCUGCUCUGCUGCCACCCGCAACAGGUGCGUGCUGCUCUGCUGCCACCCGCAACAGUUCCAAAUGACCUCCUCGCCCCUCUCAACCACUCUUGACCGUUCCACCAGGUUCAAGGGCGCGUCAGCAGCGGGCACGGGGCGGGCAUCGAACCCGUAUGGCGACUACGAGCCCGAGAGGCAGUCCAGGGACUCGCACCCCACGGCCAGCUACGGCAGCAACAGCUGCGCGGGCGAGGCCAGGAGUGUGUACAGCACGGGGUCAGCAGAGCGGGUGCACUCCACAGGCAGCGCACACAGUGGUGACGGCGAGAGGCCCAGCGGGUACACAGGCAAGGAGAGGUACAGUGGUGAGGAGGACGUGGAGCACAGCAGCACGGGGGGCGGUGGGGCGAGGGCGAGCGGUCACGAGGGAGGAGGUGCGGCUGGCAGCAGGGUGGCAGGCAGCAGUGCUGCCGGGGAGGGUGUGGCAGCGGUGCAGGUGGGGGGCGGGGGGGGUGGUGGGGCCGGUGGGGGCACGCCACAGAGUGCGCCCAGGCCUGCUGCUGUGGCCAGCACUGCAGCAGCCAGCGCCAGUCCGUUUGAAGAGGAAGGCUUCUCUGCAAGCAGCGCCUACGGCCCAGGCCCAACACAGCCCUACACCUACCCGCCCUCCGAUGCGCCUCCGGCUGCUGCAGCCGCUGCUGCAGUUGCUGCGGCGCCUGCAGCGGUGGCGUCCGGUGGGGGCGGCGGGGGCUUUGACGAUGACGACUUUGACCCGCGCUCCGCAGCGCAGCAGCCAGCGCCGCAGCACUGGCAGCCCGCACCUGCUGCAGCCGCUGGAGCGCCCCCUGCUUUUGGGGAUUCGUCCUUCCCAGCCACGUUCUCACAGCAACCGCAGCAGGCGCAGCAACCAGGGCACUAUCAGCAGCCACCUCAGCAGUAUCAGCAGCCACUUCAGCAGUAUCAGCAACCACCUCAGCAGUACCAGCAGCCACCUCAGCAAUAUCAACAACCACCUCAGCAAUAUCAGCAGUCACCUCAGCAGUAUCAGCAGUCACCUCAACAAUACCAGCAGCCACCUCAGCAAUACCAGCAGCCACCUCAGCAAUACCAGCAGCCACCUCAGCAAUACCAGCAGCCGCCUCCGCAGUAUGACCAGCCUCCUCCACAAUACCAGCAGCCACAGCAGCAGCAGCAGCAGCAGCAGCAGCAGCAGCAGCAGCAGCAGCAGCAGCAACCAGCAGCGGCUCCCACCAGCCCCCCAGCUGGUGCUGCAGCAGCAACGGCCUCUCAGGAGGGCUUCCAAGCUUUCCCACCUGAUGCCCCUCCUCCCUACUCCUUCUCCUCCGAGCAGCCCCCACAGCCGCAGCAGCAACAGCAGCAGCAGCAGCGGCAGCAGCUGGCAGCAUCUGGCUACACAGACCCCUCCCAGCCUGCUGCACCCGCACCAGCUGCUCCGUAUGCUUUCUCUGCCUCAGACACUGCACCCACCCCCGCUGCCGCUCCCCCUCAUCCCACUGCCCAUCACCCUGCUCCCCCUGCCUCCGUGGCUGCACCUGCUUCUGCUGCCCCCCCUGCUGCUGGCACCAGUGAUAGCGGUGCCGUAGGAGGAGAGGGCAAGUCCAGUGCGAGUGGGGGGGCGGGUGCGGGAGUGAAGAAGUCGAGUGUGUUCUCAGACGUGCUCAGUGCCGGCCUCGUGGACCUCAACAUCUCCAAAGAGCCGGACGACCCUUUGAGCUCGGUGGGUGUGAUGCCCAAGUCGAAGCUGCGGUCGGCGCGUGAGCGCAAGGAGGACGCCACUCGCCAGCAGCACCAGCAGCAGCAGCACCUGGGCCUGGGGCAGGGGCAGGGGCAGCAGGGGGGUGUGCCCGCUACCAUGGGCCGUGCCAUGGGGCCUGGCACUGGUGCUGGUGCCGGUGGCAUGGGUGUGGGGGCAGGCAUGGGGGGCAUGGGAGGCAUGGAGGGAAUGGGAGGCAUGGGAGGCAUGGGUGGUGGGAUGGGAAUGGGAGGAGGAAUGGGGGGGAUGGGUGGAAUGGGUGCCAUGGGCAGUGGUGGUGGUGGUGGCUAUGGUAUGCAGGGUGGUGGGUACGGGGGAAUGGGGAUGGGUGCUGGGGGGAUGGGAGCGAUGGGAGGGGGCAUGGCAGGAAACAUGGGCAUGGGAAUGGGAGGUGGUGGAUAUCCAAAUCCUCAAGGUGGCUAUCCGACAGGUGCCGGUAACUACCAGCAGCCUAGUUACCAGCAAGGCAAUUAUGGUGCUGCAAAUUAUCAUCAAGGCGGUGGUUACGGCUAUUGA